CUGCGCAGUUGUGGCUCUUGCGUCGGAGUCGGCGCUCCUUCCGUCUCCCACUUCUUCCGGUCGGGGGGAAACGGGAGUGACCUGGUGUGUUCGUCGCCAGGGCAACGUUGCUGGACGGGUGAAGCACGAUUCAGUGUUUUGUUAGCUUGAACUCAGUAUCUGACAUUGUGAAGAAGAUGGUGAAUGUUUUGAAAGGGAUACUUAUAGAAUGUGACCCCGCGAUGAAGCAGUUCCUGCUGUACCUAGAUGAAUCGAAUGCCCUGGGAAAGAAGUUCAUCAUACAAGACUUAGAUGAAACCCAUGUCUUUGUGUUGGCUGAAAUGGUUAACUUCUUGCAAGAGAGAGUGGGAGAAUUAAUGGACCAGAACUCUUUUCCUAUUACACAGAAAUAAAAAAAUGAGGCUGGAUAUGGAUACACAUCAAACUGAAAGCCUGUAAAUUUUUCUGUGAAUUAAUU
Notechis scutatus (mainland tiger snake) is the source of this 457-nucleotide messenger RNA. Lineage: Eukaryota; Metazoa; Chordata; Lepidosauria; Squamata; Elapidae. The record is from RefSeq and is a predicted model, not a curated record.